AGGGCAGGGCAGCGAGAGCCGCACGGUCCCGCGGACGCUCCCAGGCCCACGCCCUCACGCGCUCACAACCACCCUCCAGCACUCACACCCACAGGCUCCCUCGACCCCUGAGCAAGGCUCCAGCCUAGGCUGGGGUCCAGGGUGGGCCAGGACGCCCUCGGAGCCCUCGGGAUGCUGGCGCACCGUGCGGCGCUGAGUUGCGCGUCCCUCGUCCCUUUGUUGACAAUUCCCUGAACCAACUUGAGUUUGGCCGGCUCCACCGCGGCCCUGACGUCACGCGCGGUCACGUGGCCCCGCCUCCCGCUGGAUCUUUAAGUAGAAAGUAAUCUAUCAGGCCAGUCCUUAAAACGGGACUUUCGACUACGGGGGCUCGGCGUCCCUGACACCCCCCUCCCCCUGUUGCCCCUGUCCGCGCCCUCCCGAGCUGUUGGGCGCCCGGUGUCCCGCGCCCGCCUGCGCCGCUCUUGCUCUCCACGCCCGGGCCAGAGGCCGAGGAAGGCGGGCGAAGUGAGGGGGCGCGGCGUGGAGAAGCCGCCGUGGCCCGGAGCGGCAUCGAGCACCUAGUACCGAGAGCCAGGGACAGCAGGAGUUUGAAGAGCGCGGCCGCGGGGGGCGGACGGCAGCGCCCGCGCCGCGCGAUGCCGGGCUGCUAAGUGUGAGCCAAGCCGGGAGGGCCCCGAACCACCUACGUCCCCCUCCCCUCUCCCAUCUUUCCGGAGCACCCAAGCCCCCUUCCCCUGAGCUCGGCGGCAGCCCCUGACGACUCCCAUCGCCCGCCGCUCCUUCCCCGCCGCCGCCACCAACCCCGAGGAGGGAUGACCCUCUCCGGCGGCGGCAGCGCCAGCGACAUGUCCGGCCAGACGGUGCUGACGGCCGAGGACGUGGACAUCGAUGUGGUGGGCGAGGGCGACGACGGGCUCGAGGAGAAGGACAGCGACGCGGGCUGCGAUAGCCCCGUGGGGCCGCCGGAGCUGCGCCUGGACGAGGCGGACGAGGUGACGCCAGCGGUACCCCACCACGGGCAGCCUCAGCCUCCGCACCAGCAGCCCCUGGCAUUGCCCAAAGAGGCGACUGGAACCGGGGCUGGGCCAGGGGGCGAGGCGGGCGCUUCCGAAGCUGACGGCUGCAAGGGUGGCGUUGGCAGCGAGGAGGGCGGCGGGAGCGGCGGCGGGCCCGGCUCGGGCAGCGGUGCGGCGGGAGGCCUGGCCCCCAGCAAGCCCAAGAACAGCCUGGUGAAGCCGCCCUACUCGUACAUCGCGCUCAUCACUAUGGCUAUCCUGCAGAGUCCGCAGAAGAAGCUGACCCUGAGCGGCAUCUGCGAGUUCAUUAGCAACCGCUUCCCCUACUACCGGGAGAAGUUCCCCGCUUGGCAGAACAGUAUCCGCCACAACCUCUCGCUCAACGACUGCUUUGUCAAGAUCCCCCGCGAGCCGGGCAACCCGGGCAAGGGCAACUACUGGACCCUGGACCCGCAGUCCGAGGACAUGUUCGACAACGGCAGCUUCCUGCGGCGCCGGAAACGCUUCAAGCGCCACCAGCAGGAGCACCUGCGCGAGCAGACGGCGCUCAUGAUGCAGAGCUUCGGCGCUUAUAGCCUGGCGGCGGCAGCAGGAGCCGCGGGGCCCUACGGCCGCCCCUACGGCCUGCACCCCGCGGCCGCGGCUGGCGCCUACUCUCACCCGGCUGCUGCGGCGGCAGCGGCAGCGGCCGCGGCGCUCCAGUACCCAUACGCGUUGCCGCCAGUGGCACCCGUGCUGCCGCCUGCCGUGCCGCUGCUGCCCUCGGGCGAGCUGGGCCGCAAAGCGGCUGCCUUCGGCUCGCAGCUCGGCCCGGGCCUGCAGCUGCAGCUCAACAGCCUGGGCGCUGCGGCGGCCGCCGCGGGCACGGCGGGCGCUGCGGGCACCACGGCGUCACUGAUCAAGUCCGAGCCGAGCGCGCGGCCGUCGUUCAGCAUCGAAAACAUCAUUGGCGGGGGCCCGGCGGCGCCCGGGGGCUCGGCGGCGGGCGCUGGGGGCGCCGGGGUAACUGGGGGCACUGGGGGCGGUGGGGGCGGCAGCGCAGCACAGUCCUUCCUGAGGCCGCCCGGGACCGUGCAGUCCGCGGCGCUCAUGGCCACGCACCAGCCGCUGUCGCUGAGCCGGACGACGGCCACCAUCGCACCCAUCCUGAGCGUGCCGCUCUCUGGACAGUUCCUGCAGCCAGCAGCCUCGGCCGCGGCUGCUGCCGCCGCUGCAGCGCAAGCCAAAUGGCCCGCUCAAUAGGGACGUGCCGGUGGCUGGGACCGAGGGCCGGGCGGCUGCCCGGGGCGGUGGCUGCACUUCUAGUCUGCGCGCCCCGCCCCGGGCCCGGCCCCCCUGCCCAAUCCCGGAUUCUGCCUCUCUUCCAU
Felis catus (domestic cat) is the source of this 2386-nucleotide messenger RNA. It is a transcript of the gene FOXD3, whose product is annotated as forkhead box D3. The transcript has a single exon. The coding region runs from base 816 to 2261 and encodes 481 amino acids. Lineage: Eukaryota; Metazoa; Chordata; Mammalia; Carnivora; Felidae. Gene Ontology annotation, biological process: anatomical structure morphogenesis; regulation of transcription by RNA polymerase II; cell differentiation. The record is from RefSeq and is a predicted model, not a curated record. Gene Ontology annotation, molecular function: RNA polymerase II cis-regulatory region sequence-specific DNA binding; DNA-binding transcription factor activity, RNA polymerase II-specific.